This is a messenger RNA of Aphanomyces astaci, 1715 nucleotides long. RefSeq lists its product as hypothetical. The transcript has a single exon. Bases 28 to 1584 code for a protein of 518 amino acids. Gene Ontology annotation, molecular function: protein binding. The record is from RefSeq and is a predicted model, not a curated record. Lineage: Eukaryota; Oomycota; Saprolegniomycetes; Saprolegniales; Verrucalvaceae.
AACUGCGAUAAACCGGCCAACCCCAACAUGGCUAAUCAACAACGCGGCAACAGCGCCUACGGGCUGGACAAACAGUUGGCAGACAAGGCACUGGCCAAGUACGACAAGCAGUCGGAAGUGGAGGCCAAGGACUGGAUCGAAGCGCUUACCAGCCACUCCAUCGGGGACGACUUUGGGCUCGGGCUCAAGAGCGGCGUUGUCUUGUGCGACUUAGCGAAUGCGCUGGACCCGUCCUUGAAGCUCAAACCUACUUCGUCCACGAUGCCCUUCAAGCAAAUGGAGAACAUCUCGGCCUUCCUACGCGCAUGUCGGACGUUGGGCGUCGCGGAAUUCGACUUGUUUGAGACGGUGGACCUCUUCGAACUCAAGGACGUGGGCCUCGUCGUGCGCUGCCUCCACGCCGUCGGCCGGGCCGUGCAAAAGCGACCGGGGUACACCGGCCCCACCCUGGGUGUAAAAGAGUCCACGAAGAACAGGCGGACAUUCACCCACGCGCAAAUCGCCGAAGCGAGGCACGCCACGUCACUCCUCAACAUGGGGAGCAUCACGACCAUGCAGCGAACGAGUGUGGACACGAGUGGCAGCGUCACGUUUGGUGCUGACUCUUCCGCUCCAACCACCACCACCACGUCCACCACCCACGACAACUCGACCGUGCCGAGUCUGUUCCGUACGCCGAGCGCGUUGACGGACCCAUCGCCUUCUCUACCCCUCCCUGCCGCCAAGCCGUCAUCCAUCCCACCUCCGUCUCCCGCGGUGAAUGCAUCGGUUGCAAUGGCCACUUGUCCAGCGGCCGCACCUGUACAGGUUCGCGGAGGGGGCUACGGGUUGGACGCCGAGCUCGCGGCCGCCGCGUCGGCGAAAUACGAUUACGCGUUGGAGCGGUCGAUUCAAGAGUGGAUUGAGGCAGUGACCCACCAGUCAAAGGACGAAUCAAACUCGUUUGGCGAGUGGCUCAAGGACGGCCAAGUGCUGUGUCUGCACGUGAACACUCUGCAAACCUUCGCCAACGCCCCACCCGCGGUUCCACUCAUCAAGAUUGAGUCGUCGACGAUUGCCUUUAAACUGAUGCAAAACAUCAAACACUUCCUCGCGGCGGCGCGGGCGCUAGGGGUCGCGGACGUCGACUGCUUUGAAACCGUCGACUUGUUUGAACUGAAAGACCUAGGCGCGGUCCUGCGCUGCUUGCAAGCGUUGAGUCGCGUGCUGACCAAGAAAUUCCCGGGGUAUACGGGCCCCCUCCUUCCGGACCACGCCACGAGGCGCCCGUCUGCCACCACCCCGCCCAAACCCGCCGUCCAAGACGUUCGUGAACCCAGGGAACAAGGGGGGGUGGUUGUGCCGCCACUUGACAUCCAGGCCAACCCCACUCGCCCCUCUUGGCCGAAACCGGCUGCCCCCGCUAAAGUACAAGCUGACGUGCCCCACUCGACGCGCCAGCAAUGGCCUCCCGCCAAAGUACCCGACCAACCCGCCGCCGCGCCACGAGCUGACGAAAGCGCCCCAGCGGCUGCUGCUGCCCCCGCUGGGCCGAUAGCCGCCUUCCGGGCCAAGGGGCUCCCCACGCGAACGAAUUGGACGUAAUGAUGCCAUCAGUUAACUCGUCGAUUUAUUUAGUCUCAGUAUGUUCAGAAAGCACAUUGCUUUGUGUACUGUACAUGUACAGCGCAGGUAGAAAAUCAAUAAACAGUACAGUAGUUGUAUCGGACUUUGCA